This is a messenger RNA of Ambispora leptoticha, 150 nucleotides long. Lineage: Eukaryota; Fungi; Glomeromycota; Glomeromycetes; Archaeosporales; Ambisporaceae. The record is from the annotation of a GenBank genome assembly.
GAGCCACUGUUAUUGCUACUUCACGAUCUCAAUCGUCUUUGGACAAAGUCACCUCCGCAUUAAAAUCCAAGAAAAUCAAAAUGAAUUCAGAGAAUUUUCAUGGCAUCAUAGCAGAUGUUAGUGACGACAAUGAUCUCGCGAAAAUAGCCA